Pseudogymnoascus verrucosus is the source of this 1147-nucleotide messenger RNA. It is a transcript of the gene RPL26A, whose product is annotated as ribosomal 60S subunit protein L26A. The record is from RefSeq and is a predicted model, not a curated record. Gene Ontology annotation, biological process: ribosomal large subunit biogenesis; cytoplasmic translation. The transcript is spliced from 3 exons. Lineage: Eukaryota; Fungi; Ascomycota; Leotiomycetes; Thelebolales; Thelebolaceae. Gene Ontology annotation, molecular function: RNA binding; structural constituent of ribosome. The coding region runs from base 1 to 414 and encodes 137 amino acids. Gene Ontology annotation, cellular component: cytosolic large ribosomal subunit; ribosome.
AUGACGAAGAUCAACAGCUCCCUCCACUCCUCCCGCAGGAAGUCGCGCAAGUCGCACUUCAGCGCCCCAUCCAGUGUUCGCCGCACUAUCAUGAGCGCCCCUCUCAGCAAGGAGCUCCGUGAGAAGUACAACGUUCGCUCGAUCCCAAUCCGCAAGGAUGACGAGGUCACCAUCGUUCGUGGCUCCAACAAGGGUCGUGAGGGAAAGAUCACCACCGUCUACCGUCUCAAGUACAUCGUUCACGUCGAGCGUGUUGUCCGCGAGAAGUCCUCUGGACAGUCCGUCCCGCUCGGCAUCCACCCCUCCAAGGUCGUCAUCACCAAGCUCAAGCUUGACAAGGACCGUGAGGCCAUCUUGGAGCGCAUCAAGACCGGUCGCGAGAUCAAGGAGAAGCUCAAGUCCAAGUCGGAGUAAAUACUGGACUCGAAUAUAAAACAAUAAAGGCAACGUGAAACUCGGUUAUAUCGGAGCUUGGGAAAUGGUGUUACGGGCAUACUAUAUCGGGCUGAUUCAGCAAUUUUUGCGGCAGCAAAUCGCCGGCAAUGCGUUAGGCAUGGGCUUUGGCGCAAUUCAAUCGAUCAAUAAUAUGGCCGUUUCACAUCCACCGUGCUUGCACGUCUGGUUCAUACUGUGAAAUGCUCCAUGGGAGUUAUCCCGAAGUUGGCUCCGCGUUCAGCGCUGCUCGUCUGCUUCUUUCUAUUAGCCCAUCUGGUUAAUUCCUCCCUUCCCCAAUUUUCUUAUUCCUUCCCCACCUCCCAGCUUUUCUCUCUCCUGUCAUUUCCAUCCCUUUCUGGCACCUUUUGCCUUACCCCUUGGUCCGCAAGUCUAUCUACCCGUGGAUAGGGUUACAGGCAGUCCAUUCCACGCCCAGUUAUAACCGCGAUUUCUUCCCCAACGGAUUUCGCGGUAAAAAAGUGGCGCAGAGUAACCCCUGUAGAGUGUUAUUUCUUCAUUGAAGUCCGCGCUAUAUCCUGCCUGCAGACCGCCCUCUAGACCCAUAGUCUGUUAAGAGCGUCGGUUUGAUGGUGUGAGACAGUAAUCGUAUGUCAACCGGUGAAGUAGUAUUGAGACCACUAACUUGUAGAUAUGAUAAAUUGAUGUAUUAGAUCGCUACUUCAUUAUAAUAAAACUACAAAACUACCGAUUA